AUGCGGCUGCUAGUGGCACUGGCAGGUGGAGAGGAUGGAGACACCUUCGUCCUUGAAGAUCCUAUGAGGGUGGAGUUUGACAAGUCGAGAGCGACGCACAGUGCUGGGAAGACACGCAUUGGCGAUCGCAUCCAGAUGAGCGAUAUUGGACUGGUGCACCGCUCCAAGGCGCUGUUCAACAAAGCACCGAUUCCGAUGGAAGAGACAAAGUAUGACGCUGGAAAACGCCUUCGUGAUAAACGUGCGUCGAAGACUGAUGCAUCAUCACUCAUGGGGCUGACUUCUCGAGAGACCAAAGAACAGUUGUCGCCGAGCAAAGAUGUUUUCUUUUACGAUGGCACUCAACAAGUGCAUUGCGGUGGACGGAAGGAGCUCUCGGAAUGGGGAGAAGCUAGCAGUAUUACGGAAAAUUCAUCGUGGGGCUCUGAGAGCUCAUUCGAUGAGACAGAACCGUGGGUAGCGCGGACGUAUGCGUGGGAAGACCUGGGGGAUCGUGUAGGGCUUUCCGAAAGAUACUGCCGGCCGCCGGUUCUGGGUGAAAAGAGAUCGCUUAGGGAUAUCGCUAUACCCACCCAUUUCGAUUGUGGAAGUCAUCCGGAUGGGAAUCCGCUUGAAGCUCACGAAUUGGACGUAAUUCAGCGGGGUAGAGUCGACAAUGUACCGACGGGAUUUCCCGUCAGCGACGUUCCAACUGCCUAA
This is a messenger RNA of Phytophthora sojae, 699 nucleotides long. RefSeq lists its product as hypothetical. NCBI's taxonomy places the organism in Eukaryota, Oomycota, Peronosporomycetes, Peronosporales, Peronosporaceae. The record is from RefSeq and is a predicted model, not a curated record. The coding region runs from base 1 to 699 and encodes 232 amino acids. The transcript is spliced from 4 exons.